AUGGCUUCGCACUCCGCCAAAGCACAGCGGGUGCUUGUCCUGAGCCGACAUGUGCUCCAACAAUCUGCCGAUGCCCGGCUGAAUAUGGUCACUGUCGCAGAGUCAUCUUCUGAUCUGCAACGUGUUCGUCGUCAAGGGCAUUCUGUCCCCGAUGCAUUGAAGCAGGGCGGUAGCUCAGCCGUGGUGUAUUUUGAGAAUCACGCUAAGAGGUUAUCCCAUGCAGAGAAGGUGCGGACGAUGUUGCAUACCAUCAACAGUGGAACUCUGUCGACGAUUCAUCACGAAUCUGGUUGGCCAUAUGGAAGCAUUGUCAACUUUGCUGUAGAGCAGCGCCCAAUCUCUGAUGGAGGAGCCCGCAUUGUGACCUUUGUUUCAAGGUUGGCAGAACAUACUGCAAAUUUAUUGAGAAAACCCGAGGCCUGCAUUUUAAUAGCGGAAGUGCAAGGCAAAGGCGACCGUCUGGCAGUGGCACGGGCAGCGCUCUUGGUGGAAGCUUUGCAAGUUGACAAGACGGAUCUGGCCAAGACAUCAUUUUUGUUGGCCCAUCCCAAUGCAUCUUAUGUCCAUUUUGAUGACUUCCUUUGUUUCGAAUUGGCUGUGAAAUCGAUCCGCUAUAUAGGCGGAUUUGGCGAGAUGUCAUGGGUCGCUGGCAAGGACUUUGCAUCAUCAGAAUUUGACCCUGUUGCCGCCGAUGUCGAUGCUGCUAAAGCGGCAGUAGACCACUGUAACGAAGAUCAUGCUGAUGCGGUCUUGGACAUGGCAAGAGCUUUUGCUGGACUUCCUUUGGCUGGCAAAGCCACGAUGUUGUCAGUGGAUCGAUAUGGAUUCGAUGUGUUGUGUCAGAUGCCGGAUGGGUUGAGGCGCAGUCGCGUUGAAUUUCCACAGCGCCUGGACAAGUCGGCGGACCUUAGAGAGGCCUGA
Symbiodinium pilosum is the source of this 921-nucleotide messenger RNA. The record is from the annotation of a GenBank genome assembly. NCBI's taxonomy places the organism in Eukaryota, Dinophyceae, Suessiales, Symbiodiniaceae.